AUGAGAAAGUUCUUUGAAGCUUUAGCUUUGAUUUCCAGGGACCAUGAAAGAACACCUUUCCCAUGGACUGGUGAAGAACCUUGGUUGGAUACAAAUGAAUCGUUUAGGGACGGCAUUAACGCAGAAGCUGAGUUGAAAGACAAAGACUCUGUUUUCUUUUUCUGGAAAAAGGCCUUGCAGGUUAGAAAAGAGCACAAUGAUAUUCUUGUGUACGGACAUACCCUCCAAUUCUUUGAUUUAGAUAACGACAUAUUGUUCAUGUUCACCAAAGAUAUGGAUAGUAAAAAGAAAGUUUUACCUUUUUCAAUUUCAGUAGCAACAACACAAAUUUCCAAGUCCCUGAUAAAAGGGCUUCUUGAACUAUAUUUUCCAGCAACUCUGCAGAAUCAGAUGGCAAGUCGCGUACCUUACAGCAAUGGUAAGGAAGGUUUUACUCAUAAAGUAAUGAUGGCAUUAGUGUUUAUUUUCGUAUGUUUCUGUAGAGAUUCGUAA
Messenger RNA from Saccharomyces mikatae IFO 1815, 492 nucleotides. RefSeq lists its product as uncharacterized. Lineage: Eukaryota; Fungi; Ascomycota; Saccharomycetes; Saccharomycetales; Saccharomycetaceae. The record is from RefSeq and is a predicted model, not a curated record. The transcript has a single exon. The coding region runs from base 1 to 492 and encodes 163 amino acids.